Molecule: messenger RNA, 839 nt
Organism: Polypterus senegalus (gray bichir)
Lineage: Eukaryota; Metazoa; Chordata; Cladistia; Polypteriformes; Polypteridae
Product: butyrophilin subfamily 2 member A2-like
Exons: 4
Coding region: 162-839 (225 amino acids)
Source: RefSeq, a predicted model, not a curated record
UCAGAGGAGGAACACUUUAUACAACUCCUUUUAUGUUAUUCCACGCCACCUUCUCCUUCGACAGCCUUAUAAGACAUUAAGAACAUGAAAGGCUGACAUAUUGUGCAUGAAGUUCACAGACCGCUGAUGAAGGACAAAUCCUCGUGAUGUGUGAGCUCUAAAUGUGGAGAGUGGAGAGAAAACAAAGUGAAAGCACCAUGAACCUUCAGAUGCGAUGGACUCUUCUUAUCUUAUUGUUUCUACACAACACAGAUAUCUCCUGGGCAGACAGCUUCAUCGUUGUUGGUCCUUCUAAGCCCGUCGUCACUUAUGUCGGUGAAGAUGUGGUCCUGCCAGCCUCCCUCUCACCAGCGCUUAAUGCCGAGGCCUUUGAAGUGAGGUGGUUUACAACUGACAUCAGGACACCAGAGCUGUUAUACACCAAUUACAAUAUCAGGAUACAGAGUGACACAAGAAGAACUCUGAGCUUAGACAACCUCAAGAAUGGCAACGUGUCUCUAAUAAUCAGAAACGUCCGUGUUUCAGAUGAACAGCUCUACAGAUGUAAUGUGUACUCAGGACAAACAGAAGAGGAGACUCAGGUCUCACUCACUGUUGAAGUUUUAGGUGCUCAGCCCUCCAUUUCUAUGAGCUCCACUGAAGGCCAGAAGACCGACUGGAGUGCAGCUCGGAGAAGAGAAACCCCAACCAGAAGUCACCUGGAGGGACAUGAAUGGGGCAGACGUGACGUCACAGUCCACAAUAAAGUCAGAGCGGGACUCCGAGGGUCUUCUGAGAGUGAGCAGCGUCCUCCCGGUGAAGGAGGAGUACAACGUGUUCAGCUGUCUGAUGAGAAGUAA